Molecule: messenger RNA, 539 nt
Organism: Xyrichtys novacula (pearly razorfish)
Lineage: Eukaryota; Metazoa; Chordata; Actinopteri; Labriformes; Labridae
Source: the annotation of a GenBank genome assembly
AUGCCGCCAAAACCUCGCCGCUGCCGCCGCCACCGCCGCACUCUGCAGCGUGCAUGUGUGUGCACGUGUGAAGAUCCAUCCUGGUCCUCUUGUGAAGAGAGCAGAGGGAUCAUCGGGUUAUAUAAGAGAGAUGAGGUAUCAUUAAGGGGACGGAGGGCGACAAUGGGGAGGGGGUUACCCCAAGGGACUGGGCCGCAUUCCAGCACUUUUUCCUCCCCCUCCUCUCCCUCUCUCUCUCUCUCUCUCUCACACACACACACAGAAAACUCCCCCGGGCCAGCACGCGACAGGUGCUGACAAGAGCCCCUCUCCUUCCUCCUCACACAUCCACUCAUGCCCCCUUCAUGCCCAUUACAACACAUGCUGCCACCAUCCUGCAGCAGCCUGACCCGGUUCCUCCUGACCCAGCUCCUCCUGACCCGGCUCCUCCUGACCCGGCUCCUCCUGACCCGGCUCCUCCUAACCCAGCUCCUCCUGACCCGGCUCCUCCUGACCCGGUUCCUCCUGACCCGGCUCUUCCUCCAGCAGCUGUCAGAUAA